AUAGAAUUCCUCAAACUUUAAUUGCAAUAUAAAUUUUAAUAUUGUGUUAGUAAAGAUAAAUUCUUUGUGUAGGUACUGUGACGGUGUCAACUUCAUUCCACGUAACAAAUAUGAUUUUUGAUGGCAAUUCCGCAGAGGUCAAUGCAUUUAGAGCAAGGUUACCAUUGCAUGUUGAUGAUGGGGGUCCAGUGGGUGGUCUCAUGCUAGCUGGGGUAGAUGAUGAUGAUCACGGGGUUAUGUCUAUAACCACAAAUAGAAAUCUAUUGGAGACAACUAAGCCUGGGCCAUAUUGGAUUGUUGGUGAAAUAGCAUCUCUAGAAAAUGUUGCUGAUUGGUGUUAUUUGGGAUGUACUGAUUGCAACAAGAAAGUAAUCCCCGAUGGCGAGAGUUUCAGGUUCAAAGUUAAUGUUCGUGUUUACGAUUCAACCGGUCAUGCCUCAUUCAUUCUUUGGGACAGAGAAUGCAAGAAUGUCUUGGGUGCAAGCGCCUUCUUAUUGAGAGAGAUUAUGCUAGAGAGAAACAUGGAUCCGAAUUUGCUCCCAACCGAAUUGAAUCGCUUCCUUGGACAGAAGUGUUUGUUUAAUGUUCUCUUGAAACCAGAUGUCGGUAGUCCACAUUGGAUAGGGCCAAGGGCUUUUGGUGUUAGAUCUUUGGUCACUGACCCGAAGAUCUUGAAAAACUAUGAACAUGUUGCAUUUGUAAAGGACGAGGAAGUCGAGGAAGAAAGUGAAGGUUGGUGGAAUUCACUAGAAGAUUUGAGCCAAAAAGUGAAUGAAGUGAUUGGUACAAGUGAACCGAGUUCAAGCCAGAGCGUGAACACAAGGCCAAGAAAGAUUGAUGAUGUCGAUGAGAAUGACUCCGAGACAUUCUCCUUAAGUAUUUUGUAUGUUGAUCUCUUAAGUUAGAAGUGUUUUUAUAACACUUUAAGUCUUAUCAAAGCUAUUUGAAAUGCUAUCAUUGGGUCAUAAGAAAAUCAUAAAUUUGCAUUCCUUUU
This is a messenger RNA of Cuscuta campestris, 994 nucleotides long. Lineage: Eukaryota; Viridiplantae; Streptophyta; Magnoliopsida; Solanales; Convolvulaceae. The record is from the annotation of a GenBank genome assembly.